UUAGACCGCUGGGUACAUCCUACAAAGCCGCUGUUCCUUUGAAAAUGCAUACUAUUAAGUUGUCUUCUGGCUCCACUUCCAAGGCGUCCAGAAACAAAACAAAACUCAAGACCGUGAAACUCGACGCGUCCUCUGAGCCUCCGAACAAGAAACUGAGAACUGUAGGUCUUGCACACAGUCUGCAAAACCACCCUGUGUUUAAUCUGAUAGGAUCUGUACCUCAGCCGCGACCCCAAGAGUCACCCGUGUCAUUGCAACAACCCUCACAUCUGCAGCUGCAGAUCCAAAGGAAGGACGUGAAGGGCAAGGGAAAGCCUGUAGUUUAUCGGGUCGAUGAUAGACUCUGGGUGGAUAAGUAUGAGCCAACAAUUGAGGCUGAUUUGGCAGUGCACAAGCACAAAGUUGAGGAUGUACGGCGAUGGCUCUCGGAGGCCUUUGAAGGAGGGCUGGCUGGGAAGCUGCGAAAAUAUUGCGUAUGUCUUGUCCUUUUGAUUUAUCCAUGACUCAGUCACAUCCUGCGUAUCUCCUAACAGCAGAUUCUGGUCCUCACUGGGCCUGCUGGUACCGCAAAGACAACUACACUACAUGUGUUAGCUCGAGAGAUGGGUUUCGAAAUCGUCAAGUGGCACAACAGUAUGAGUGAACAUGGCCCGAGUACUUUGAUUGAUGAUUUUGGGG
Suillus discolor is the source of this 678-nucleotide messenger RNA. RefSeq lists its product as uncharacterized. Bases 45 to 503 code for a protein of 152 amino acids. The transcript has 4 exons. The record is from RefSeq and is a predicted model, not a curated record. NCBI's taxonomy places the organism in Eukaryota, Fungi, Basidiomycota, Agaricomycetes, Boletales, Suillaceae.